AUGGCAACACUGGAGCUAUCAUUACUCUGUUCGAGCUGCUCCAGGAGUUUAACUAUGUGUCUCAUGACUGCAUUGAAAGAACGCUUAAAAGAAUAUUAUCAAUUAGAAACUAAAUUUCAGGAUCCGGCAGAUAAGAAUAGAUAUGAUCAACAAUAUGCAGAGGAAAUGUUUAAGAGAAUUGGUCAGGCAUAUCAUGUGUUGUCAGAUCCAAACAUGAGAAAGAAAUACGAUCAGUUUGGAUUCGAUGCUCUGAAUAGAUAUUUGAUUGACCAAUCGAGUUGUUCAGAUUGUGACGCGACAGGAAGUGAAUCAAAGAGUAUCAGUCCAGAAGAUAUUAUCUAUUAUUCAACGCCACCUCAAUCACUAUCACAUACAUCAACAUCAACAACAACUUCAACCACUUCAAAGAAAUCAACAAUAGAAGCAAAAAAAAUAAAAAAGACAAUCUGGUCAACCAUUAGUUACACAACAACAAGCACAGUUUCAAGAGGAUCGAUCAACAGGAAUAACAAUAAUGCAGAUAGUCUGUUGUUGAAUAAAGCAACAACAACAACCACAACAACAGCAUCAACUACUCCAAUAACAAUCGGUAUUACAUAG
Messenger RNA from Heterostelium album PN500, 600 nucleotides. RefSeq names its product J domain-containing protein. The coding region runs from base 1 to 600 and encodes 199 amino acids. Gene Ontology annotation, molecular function: Hsp70 protein binding. Gene Ontology annotation, cellular component: cytoplasm. The record is from RefSeq and is a predicted model, not a curated record. Gene Ontology annotation, biological process: protein refolding. The transcript has 6 exons. NCBI's taxonomy places the organism in Eukaryota, Evosea, Eumycetozoa, Acytosteliales, Acytosteliaceae.